AUGAGUCGCCGUCUCUAUUGUACGAAGCUGCGAUUCUCAAAGCAUGAUCUGAAGGUUCCCGAGGAGAGAAUACAGCACUGGAGAAACCGUGACACCAUCGAAAGCUUGGUCCAUGCGACCGUGGUUAAGGGCCUGACCUUGGGCACAGUCUGCGGCUCAUCGCACCAGUUAUGGGAUACCUGUGAUGACGGACCGAAGACAGGCAUCUGCCGCCCGAGCGUUUGGUGUAUCCUGACCCCGUCCCGAGCUGUCAGGCCUCAGACCCCUGCAGUGCGACCGUCGUGGAAUGUAUCCGGCGGUGACCGGAGCGACGAAAGUCGGAGGUGGCAGACGAAGCAUCUGUGCAUUGGGGGUGGCUGGGACAAUGGGAGAUUUGAGGAAUAUGACCCUUCAGAUGCACCAGGGUCACCGCAGUUGGAUCUCGAUCGCCCGGCGACUGGGACCAGGGGCAACUUCGGCAGCCACAAGGACAUCACGGACUCGCUCAUGAUGACCGCCGAAUAA
Aspergillus fijiensis CBS 313.89 is the source of this 504-nucleotide messenger RNA. RefSeq lists its product as uncharacterized. The record is from RefSeq and is a predicted model, not a curated record. Bases 1 to 504 code for a protein of 167 amino acids. Lineage: Eukaryota; Fungi; Ascomycota; Eurotiomycetes; Eurotiales; Aspergillaceae. The transcript has 3 exons.